AUGGCGGCGCCGGCGGGCCGAGACCGGAAAGAGAACCAGCCGUACGACGACGGAGGGGGAUACGGCAAGUUCAGGAAGCGUCCAUUACGCCGGAGUCAGGCGGCCACUCCAUACGAUCGCCCUUCAACCGCAAUUCGCAACUCUGGCCUCCAAACCUCCAACGGCAGCGGCAAUGGCUGGUUUUCGAAACUGGUGGAUCCGGCGCAGAGGCUCAUUGCCUCCGGUGCUCAUAGGCUUUUUGCAUCUCUCCUCCGCAAGCGCCUUCCUCCUCCUCCACCGACGCAGCCGCCGGAGCCAGAAGCAGAGCGGUUCUUGAAGCAGAAGCGACUGGAAGCAAUUUCCAAGGGCAAGCAAGUCGAAACAGUACCCAUGCUUUCCUCGAAGGCCCCUGUAUACUCACAGGGAGAACCUAGCCAUAUGCAUGAACGCCCUAGUAGUUCAGUGGGUGGUGCAGUUACUGAUUUGGAGUCGAUGCUGCAGCAGAAAAAAUUUACCAGGAAUGAGAUUGAUCGAUUGACUGCUCUCCUGCAGUCAAGGGUUGUUGACUUGCCUGUGGAAAAUGAGAAGUCUGAACUUGUUCCUCCAAAUUCAUUUCUUUUGCGUGACAAGCAGUUUCCCGGUACUCCAGUUAAAGACAAUGGGAUUGGGAACCACCUCAACUCCACCCCACAUGUCCUCGAUCAAGAUGUUGCUUCACCUGCAGAGCUUGCAAAAGCUUACAUGGGCAGCAGGCCUUCAAAAGUAUCUCCGUCAAUGUUAAAUUUGACCAAUCAACCUUGGAAGGAUGAUUCAGCUCCGCAGGUCAGUCAGAUCUUCCGGCCGAAAGGGCCAACCACACCAACCACUUACAGGUCUUCUGGCAAAGUUGGAUUGAUAGAGAAUGGUUUCAUGACACCAAGAUCUCGAGGCAGAUCGGCUAUUUACAGCAUGGCUAGAACACCAUAUGCUAGAACACAGUCAAUCCAGGGAGCUGGGACUUCAAUUGAUGCUUUUGGUGGGCAAGGGUCUUCAUAUCAAGGUGUAAUGGAGAAUGACAGAUUUUCUGGGUCCAGACAAGGGACUUUAAAAAGGAGGAAUUCUGUCCUGGAGAGCGAUAUUGGGUCUGCUAGUUCUAUACGUAGAAUUCGUCAGAAGUCAAAUCUAAUGUCUGCCGGAGCUCUCUCAGUUCGUGGAACUCGUUUAAAACCAGACCAAGAGGGACACCUGGCCCUGACCUCAAAGACUGUUACCAAAGAUGAACCUUCCAAGGAAAAUGGUGAUCACAGCAUUCAGAAUUCAGGAUUCCCCCCCGUCUCUUCUAAAUCAAGUGAUAUGGCUUCAAAGAUACUCCAGCAACUAGAUGUGUUGGUCUCAUCAAGGGAAAAAUCACCAGCUAAGUUGUCGCCAUCCAUGCUACGCGGGCAAGCACUUAGAAGCCUAGAGAAAAUAGAUUCUUCAAAGUUUUUGGAGACUGCUCAGAAUAGUACUCUGAGCAAUGCAAGGAAUGGUAGUGUGUUAGAUGCUGAACGGUCUAUACCUGAAAAGGAGGACAAAAUUGAACAAAAUGGUCCAAACACGGUAGACAUUGAUGGUGGCAAUUUGGUUGCAAGCAAAAUUGUGGAGAAACCCAACUCAUUUGAUACUGGAGUGGUCAGUGCAGGAAUAAACUUUUCUGCUCACCCUGCUCAUAAAAAAAAGCCGGGUUUCCGUAUGAGUGCGGAUGAGGAUUUCCUGGAUAUUGAUGAUGAUGACAGUGCUGGGAAUACUUCUUCGUUGUGGGGGACGGGUGAUAUGAAGCUUAUUUCUAGCUCUGAUGAGAAUAAAGCUGUCGAAGCCGCUGUGGUGGACAAGACUCCAGCUCUUUUGGGAGAAAAUCCCUUGCCAAGUUCUACACUGAUCAAGAAAGACACUGCAACUCAUAAUGGGCCAACAAGUGUAGGAACUAGCAAUACUUUUGCAUUUGCAGCACCUUCAUCCACAGAGGCUGUGAAGCAGGCUGCCGUCCCAAGUCAAUCAGCUGCUGUUUCUGAUAACGCUGCCAUUGGAAUAUUUAGCUCUGGGGGGAACACUUCAUUGCAAACUGAAUUAAACGGUGCCACUGGGAAAGUUUCGCUGUUUUCUUCUGUGUCUCCUUUGACUGCUGCGAACAAUGGAUUCAGCAACAAAUUUGGUGCUUCUUCAGCCUCCCAAUCGGUUAGCUCACAGAGGGUCUUACCUGUAGCUGCUCUAGCUGAUCCUGUGGCAAAACAACCUGAUGUAGAUAACGAUGCAGACACAAAUAAAGCUGGUGUGUCUUUCAAUACGAGCGGAACUCCACUUUCAUCUGUCUUGGCUUCGUCGCCAGCGGUAGGCAUGUUCUCGUUUGGGUCAGGUCUACAAAAUGGAACUCUCCCAGGUUCAUCAACUGGUCUUAAUACAUCCAGUAGCUCCCUUUCGGCCGUUCCUAAUGGCAGCAUUGGCACAGACAUAUCUGUGAAUGCUGUGAACUCUGGUAGUACUGGCAAUUCAGCAUCAGAGGCAAACCCACCCUUGAGUUCGUCUAUUUUCAAAUUUGGGUCACCUGCCACUUCAAGUUCAGUUUCUUUUGCUAGCGCUGGUGGUGGCAUUGGUCGAAGCAAAACAGAGACUAGCUAUGGGAGUAUUGCCGGUGUUCCUUUUGGUGAUUCUAAGCCUGCCGUUGCCAGCACUGGAAGUGGCCUUUUUGGUGUUGCCCCGUCCAUAGUUGCUGGGAGUACUACAAGCAGCAGCCCUUCUAAUGAUAUUUCAGCUACCUCCGCCAAAAGUACCUUAGUUAGUAGUCCAUUUGGCGGCCCAAGCGCAAACGCUGGAAGCACCCUUGUUGGUGGUACUGCUGCUUCUGGUGCAGUUACCAGCAACGGCUCUCUUGGUGACACUACUCCUACAGGUAAAAGCCCAGGAAGCAGCAUUUUCGGUACUGCUACCAGUGCCAGCACUGGGAAUAGCCUCUUUAGUGCAGUAGCUCCGAGUACAACUGGAAGCAGCUUUUUUAGUUUCAGUUCCAAGUCAACUUCACCAGGCCCUGCUAGUGAGGCCCAAGUUUUGAAUAAUCCAGGUAGCACUCAGGUAGCUGCAACUGGCUUUGCUACAUCAACCCAGAGUACUCCUAGUCAGUUCGGUUCUUCCAUGUCGUCUCCUUUUGGGUUGAAUUCAACUACAGCUCCUGCUGCUGCCGCUGCCGCUGCUGGUAGUUCGAUUUUUGGUUCGUCAUCAAUAUCUAAUCCAUUCAGUUCUGGAACUUCUUUUGGAGCGACUUCUUCCACUCAGUCUUCAGAACCAAAUAAGUCUGUUAGCUCGAGUUCGAGCACUUCAUCUCCGCUUUUUGGUUCGAGCUGGUCAACAACACCUGUAUUUGGUAGUGGGUCCAGCUCAUCAGCUUCAUCGAGCGGGUUUGUCUUUGGAGCAUCGUCGUCGAGUGGUGCUUCUAUUGGUGGUGCUACUGCAUUUGGAUCGUCCAAUAAUGCUACAUCAUCUAGCUCCCCGUUCUCUUUUAGUGCGCCUGCAGCAAAUCCUCCACCUACUACAACUGUGUUUGGUAACCCUACUAUAACUCCAUCCUUUGCAUUUGCUUCAACUCCAUCAUUCGGCUCAACUCAACCAUCGGUUAACAAUGAUCAAAUGGGGAUGGAGGACAGCAUGGCAGAAGACUCAGUCCAGGCAACCACACCAUCUAUCCCCUUGUUCGGUCAGCAGACUACCACACCCCCAUCGUCAGGCUUUAUAUUUGGUUCUGCAGCACCGCCAACCAGUGGAAAUCCUCUUUUCGGUUCUACUGCUCCUCCAUCUGCAGGAAACCCUCUGUUUGGUUCUACUGCAGCGGGAACCCCCCAGUUUGGUUCUACUGCUCCAGGAACCCCUCAGUUUGGUUCUGCAGCAGCAUCCCCUGGGAUCCCGUUUCAAUUCGGUGGUCAACCGAGUAUGUCAGCAGCUCCACAAGCUGCUUCUCCAUUUCAGGCCACUAACAGUCUGGAGUGUGCAGGCAGCUUCUCAUUAGGGACCGGUGACAAGAGCAACAGGAGAAUCGUCAAAGUGAGGAAAAGCUCGCGGAAGAAGUGA
Linum trigynum is the source of this 4053-nucleotide messenger RNA. The record is from the annotation of a GenBank genome assembly. NCBI's taxonomy places the organism in Eukaryota, Viridiplantae, Streptophyta, Magnoliopsida, Malpighiales, Linaceae.